Molecule: messenger RNA, 264 nt
Organism: Drepanopeziza brunnea f. sp. 'multigermtubi' MB_m1
Lineage: Eukaryota; Fungi; Ascomycota; Leotiomycetes; Helotiales; Drepanopezizaceae
Source: RefSeq, a predicted model, not a curated record
AUGCCGACUCCUCUCGAUAGAGCUCUGAACUCAAAGAACACUUUCCUCGCAUUUGUUGGAAUAAUCACUGCAGUAGCAACGUGGUCAAUAUGGGGUCAAGAUAUCUUUCCGAAGGAGUCAGAUCCAACUGGUGAUCCGGAGUCCUGGACGUACGAGGAACUGCGGAGAUGGCUAGCAGCAAGAAAUUUGCAUCCAAAUUCCAAGGAUAGUGAAGCACAACUCCUCGAACGAGUCAAAGCCAACUUACGGACGCCGAGGAGUUGA